Messenger RNA from Mya arenaria, 3278 nucleotides. RefSeq names its product DNA-directed RNA polymerase subunit beta'-like. The record is from RefSeq and is a predicted model, not a curated record. The transcript is spliced from 5 exons. Lineage: Eukaryota; Metazoa; Mollusca; Bivalvia; Myida; Myidae. Bases 282 to 1310 code for a protein of 342 amino acids.
UUCAAGUAUCAAUAUUUUAUUAAAAUUGAAUGAAAAAGAAGCAAAAAAUGUUCUUUUUGCAGAGAACUUGACUGAAUUUGACACUCUUUUGCAGAAAUUGAUAGUUUUCAAUGUAAAUAUUGGAAAAAUCAUAGCUUGUGGAAGUCUGAAAAUUAGUUGUUUGUAGCCGAUUGACUCCCUGGCGGAAGGGUUAUGUAUUUGAACUCAAUUUUGACAGUCGGGUCAAUGGUCAACAUGGUGUUUUCUUGUGAUUAUAUUUUGUGUCUUGAAUUGUUCUAGAGAUGCCAUGUCCUUGUUUUUCAAUUGGGGUGUGUAUAAAGUCAAAAGCCAGAAUGGCGGCUGCAAUGGCGCCGGGGUCGGUGGACGUGAAUACCCAGAAUGAGCAGCACUACCUGCGCCUCCACCUUCUUGUCAUGAAGGCUGGUGACGUCCUCAGGGCCAAGUUUGACUCUAUUGCAACCCCGAACAAUCUGCUCAAUGAACUGAAAAAACACAAACGUGUGAUUGAUAAAUUGCAGAAAAAUGAUAUAAUCACAAGUGACCAAUAUCGUCUAAUUCAUCCUAAUCCAGACUCAAAAAUGUUUGACGUUAGUCUGCUAAUUGUUCUGCUUAGAAACUUAUGCAACUUGCAGCCACUGCAUCCUAUUUGGAAGGAGAAGGAUAACAACAAAAUAUUUAAGAACAUGCAUCCUGAAAUUGCAAACAUCGUUCGGAUAAGGAAUCUCCGAAACAAGAUGCAGCAUAAGCAUGUUGCUAGUCUGGACCAAAAAGAGUUCGAAGAUGAUUGGAGUCUGCUGGAAAGUUCGAUGGUUGUUCUUGGCCAGUCAUGUGGACUGAACAGCGUGAAAGCUGAUAUCGAAGACCUGAAGAAAAAGAGUCUCGGCCAAGUUCCUCCAGAAAUUGAAAGCCUCCGAGAGAAGACCAUUUGGUUAUAUAAGGAGUGCUGUGAUUGUAAGUUUAAUGAUGAAAACUUCUAUGAUGACUACGGUGCGGACGAUAACUAUGAUGAAGAUGUAAUGGAUGAUCGAGACUAUGCAGAUUUUGAGGACUUAAACGAAGGCUGUGAUGAUGAGUUAAGUGUGGAAAACAACAAUGAUGACUACGAUGCGAACGAUAACUAUAAUGAUGAUGUAGAAGAUGAUCGAGACUAUGCAGAUUUUGAAGACUUAAACGCAGGAUGUGAGGAUGAGUUAAGUGUGGAAAACAACAAUGAUGACUACGAUGCGAAUGAUAACUGUAAUGAAGAUGUAGUAGAUGAUCGAGACUAUGCAGAUUUUGAGGACUUAAACGCAGGCUGUGAGGAUGAGUAAAGUGUGGAAAACAACAAUGAUGACUACGAUGCGAAUGAUAACUGUAAUGAAGAUGUAGUAGAUGAUCGAGACUAUGCAGAUUUUGAGGACUUAAACGCAGGCUGUGAGGAUGAGUUAAGUGUGGAAAACAACAAUGAUGACUACGAUGCAAGUGAUACAUUUAAUGCAGAUUUAGAAGAUGAUCGAGACUAUGACGAUAUGGAUGACUCCAACAGAGGCUAUGAUGAUGACUAUUAAGUGGAAGCCUAGUGUAAUGAAUUCGAUACGGACGAAUAUCAUUAUGCAAAUGGGCUGAAUGAUAGAGGUUAUGAAGAUAAAGAAGACUUUAUAAGCGCUUUGAUGAUGAAGUUUAAGUAGAAAAGUGUAGUUUUUGCACAAACAUUUGACUCAAAGUUCACAGGGCACUUGAUAUUUUCAGACGGUUUUUUUCUUUCCGUUUAUGGUUUUCAAACUUAUUUGCUGUGGAAUUUCAUAAAUUGCACCGAGUGUUGAUCAUUUGUUAGUGGUAUUUUUAUACAAAUCACCAUUUUGAAUCAACUUAUUUAUUUUAAGAGCUCAAUACAUAGUGAACUUAGCCGUUUUUCUUUUGAAAGGUACUAUAUAUUUUCGUAAACUUUACCUACACUUUAGCUGUAUUCCUGUCAGAUUCAAGCUUGACGACAAUAAGUUAACCUACUUUCAAAUGCAAUAUAGUUUUUGAGAAUAUGCCAAGUCGGAAAAUAGCACACAACUGUGUGUUUCCAAUACAGUUUUCCACUAAUCCCAUUCUUUUUAAAAGUAAACACUAUUGCUGUAAGCUUGAAAAUUCCGGAUUAAGUUUAUCCGAAUGUCUUGAAUUUUCAAAAUUUUAUUUAAUAGAAAUUAAUAUGCAGCAAGUUAUGUUCUAGAAUUAAAAAAAUACCUUGUUUUCCUAAUGUCGAAAUAUAAGCACAUUGUACCAUAUUUCAGAAAGUACAAGUUUGCAGCUUCGUAUGUUUUGCUAUUUUCAAUGUUAACAUUAAAUAAAAAAUAAAAAACGCCGUCAUAUUAAUCUAGACUGGGUUUUGGUUAAAAGCAUACUUUCAGGAACUACGUUAGUGCCAGACUGCCUUCCCCGGUAGAAAGGCUUAUGGGAUUAAUACUAGUAGGCGUGUGUUCGUGUGUACGUCUGGGCAAUCUUGUCCGGAGCACAACUCAAAAAGUCUUCGAGGUAACGACUUCAAACUUCAUAUCUCAUUGAGAAAAUUGGAAUUGCAAAAGAUCCAUUAUUCUGGCUGCAGUGCGUUUUGAAAAAUGUUCUUUAUUUAUUUUUAUUUAUAAUGGACUUUACUUAAUGUUACCAUAAAUAAUAUUACAACACUAUUGUUUGAUUGAUUUUUUAAAUAAACUAUUAUGUUUUUCCAUUAUUUAUGCUAUUUACAUAUGUGUAUGUCCUGUUCCUACAAAGGCUUCAUUAAAAUGUUCGCCCAUUUGCGAACACAACAUGUUUUCAGUUUGGUCAAUUGCUUACACCAUAUGAAUAUUUUGCCAAAUUGGAAAGACCACAUUUCCACCAGUUUACCCUACGGCGAACACAUUAUUUAGAAUUAUUUAGGUACACAGCCAUGUAUUUCUUAGUUCGUUCUAAUCUUUACUUGUAGUGGUUAAUUACAGGUGCUCUUAAUGUUCAUUCGUGACACUAAAUGCAUUCUACAUGUUUUAAGAAGCAACUCCAUGUACAAAGUCCAGCAUAAAUCUUCCACAAUAACGUUAAUUUUCGAUUAUCCAUUAUUUACUGUCAACUCAUCUCAGAAGAUUACAAUUGAAUGGCAAUACAAUAUAUUGAGAAUAUAAAACUUUGACAUGUUUAAGCUGAAGAUUUUUUGGACUUGUAUUUGUGACAAGGAAGGAGAAACUAUGAUUACAUUCCGACCAUAAAUGUAUACAAUGGCUGUGAGAAUGAAUGUAUAUCUGGUUUGUUUUAAUGGUACUAGUAUUGCCCCAGCGACU